This is a messenger RNA of Orbicella faveolata, 6130 nucleotides long. RefSeq lists its product as uncharacterized. Gene Ontology annotation, cellular component: transcription elongation factor complex. Lineage: Eukaryota; Metazoa; Cnidaria; Anthozoa; Scleractinia; Merulinidae. Gene Ontology annotation, molecular function: chromatin binding. Gene Ontology annotation, biological process: positive regulation of DNA-templated transcription. The record is from RefSeq and is a predicted model, not a curated record.
AAGGAACUGUCAUUGAAAUCAAAAAUGUUGUAUUUUGAAGACUUCGGUCGAACGAGCGAAGCUCUGCGUUCCAUCGAACUUUGAGGGCCUUUUCCUUCGUGGCCAUUUGUGCUGACCUUUCAGGCAUCAUUGACUCGUAAAUUGCUACCUAUGCGUUGAGAUUUUACGUGCUAUGAGCACAGCCAUCAGCAUGGAGAGUGUUCAAGUUGAAGUCAAGAUUGAACUUGGACACAAGGCUUCUUGUAAGAAAACCCCAAGUCCCGAAGGCUUUACCCAUGACUGGGUCGUGUUUGUGCGAGGACCAGAAAGCUGUGACAUUUCUCAUUUCGUGGAGAAGGUUGUGUUCUACCUGCACGAGAGUUUUGCCAAGCCAAAACGAGUUCUAAAGGAUCCUCCCUAUACAGUUGCUGAGGCUGGUUAUGGAAGCUUCUUCCUUCCAGUUGAAGUCUUCUUCAAAAACAAAGAGGAGCCAAGGAAAUUGAUGUUCGACUAUGAUCUUGUUUUGCCUGCCUGUGGCUCCCCGCCUAUUGAUAACAUUCGAAGUGAAGCCCUUACCUUUACCAAUCCAACAGAGGAGUUCAGGAAAAAACUUGUGAGAGGUGGAGGAAUUGUUACAAGCACAGGGACUGUAAAUGGAUUUCACAGUCCCUGUGCUUGUAACAAUUCCUCCACCUCUCACAAGUUUUUUCCUGAACUCCUCUGUUGGAUUGGUAAAGGUCCCUUGCCUGAUAUAUCAAGCCCCUCCACUCAAAACCAUUUCAUAAGGCAACUGGACUCAUUUCAUUUUAUAUUUCUAGUUCUAAAGGAUCCUCCCUAUACAGUUGCUGAGGCUGGUUAUGGAAGCUUCUUCCUUCCAGUUGAAGUCUUCUUCAAAAACAAAGAGGAGCCAAGGAAAUUGAUGUUCGACUAUGAUCUUGUUUUGCCUGCCUGUGGCUCCCCGCCUAUUGAUAACAUUCGAAGUGAAGCCCUUACCUUUACCAAUCCAACAGAGGAGUUCAGGAAAAAACUUGUGAGAGGUGGAGGAAUUGUUACAAGCACAGGGACUGUAAAUGGAUUUCACAGUUCUUCUUUGCCUGUUAAUGGAUCAGCAGCUCAACAGAGUGCCGACUCAAAAGAUGGGAAAACAGCAAGUAACAUCACUGAUUUGCAUCCAACUCUGCAACUGUCGACACCAACGACAGAUUCUGACAAGAACAAAAAAGGUAAACAUGAGGCAGUAGUAGCUAACAAGACUGUUAAAAUGCAAGAGUCUGUAACACCAGGACUUAAAAGAUCAUCAAGUACAUCAGGAACAGAAGACAUGCAGCAAGUGAAAAAGAAAAAAAAGAAACCUGAUGAAGCUUCUGGAAAGUCAAACAAACCUCUUGGAUUUAUUCCAUUGGAGCUGCCUGUUGCUGGCAAUGAACAUAAAGAAAAACUGGAUGAAGUGAAAGAUGUUAAGUUAAAAAUUAAAUCACUGUCAUCAAAAAGUCCCGCAAAUGACAAAAAGAAAAACAGGCGAGCAUCUUCAGAGGUUGGAUCAGGUGAAAAUGUAUCAAAUGCAUCAAAGCGAAGAGAGUCCACAUCUGCUAAGAAAAGUAAGCAAAAAUCUCCUAUGAAUGAUUUGAAACAACAAGCUAAACAGGAGGAGAAGAAAGUGGAAAAGAUUACUUUUCGGCGGCGUGGCUCAGGUGACAGCUGGUCAAGUAGUACCUCUAGUUCAAGUCUGUUAGGGAAUUCUGGCAGCAAUAAGAACAUGGCUUUAGAUAAGCUAAUAGCAGAAAUGAGUGAAGAGGACGAUGAUGAUGAUGAUGGUAAUGAGGUUGACGUUUGUACCCCAUUUCAGUCUAGAUCAAUACAGCCAUCAGUCACAACACAGAAGCCAAUUGCUGAUGCUGUCAACUCUCCAAACAGUACUUUACAGAACAAAGACAGUAGCAACAAAGGUAGAACGAAAAGCAGCUCUCAAGCUAAGAAAUCAGAGGCUGUAAAAAAUAAAAGAAAAAAUGGAUUGAAAAGUCCCAAGUCCUUGAAGCAAAGCCCAAAACCAAAACUCAAAGACAGUACGCAAGCUAGUAAUGGACAGCGGAAUUCUUCUUCAGAAAAUCUAAUUCAACUGUACAAGCGUCUUGUAGCACUGAAAGACUCUAAUCUACUACAGAGAAUAGCUGAUAUUUUAGAAACGACAGGUCGCUUUGAACUCACAGAAACAACACUGGAGUUUGACUUGUGCAGUUUGGACAAAACAACUAUUAAAAAGAUUGAAAGCUCAAUCAACAGAUGAUCCAAGUGGAAUCCAAGCUCUGUGGUGAUGUGAUGUCGUGGAGUUUAAAUCCAAGCACUGUGCCAAGUCUGUGUUUUAAAGAACAACACAAGAGGUUUGAAAGUACAAUAAUUACUACAAGAAUUUGGAAAAAUUCUACUGCUUGUUAUCCUGAAGCAACACAGCCUGCAAAAUGUUCAAUAGUGCACUCACCCUGGUGUGAUUGGGGAUUCCCCUAGGAGAGACAACAUGAGAUGGCACAGGGUCACACUGACCAAGAAUCGUUAGACCUACCUCCUAUUGUAAGCAUUUUGAUGCACGUUUCAAGUGUCACAUUACAAACAGAGGUAUUUAGAGUUAUGUAGGGGUUAAAGUAUAGUGCUUGAAAAGUAUGCAUUCAGAAACCUCCAGCUAGUUUUUUCACACUUGAAAACAAGUUGAUAUAAACUCCGUGUUCAUAAACUAAAAAUGGUUUUGGAAAAAAGGGAAAAUAUCAGGAAAUAUCCAAUUCCAUACCCACAACACUGAAGGUCAUUGAAAUUUUGAAUUGGUGCAGGUUCUUAAAGGCCAAAAUGUUCAAUUUAAAGUGCAGUAUAAAUCUAAACUGGAAUUUCUGUAAGAGUGGGUUAGGAUAUUUUCUGGAACACCACAUUAUAAUGUGUGAAUACCCCUGCUCAAUACAAAAGAUACUGUAAUUUAUGAUAUCUGCAGGUCCUUUCUUAGUUCAGAGAUUUGAUUUCAACAACAACAGCAUUUAUUUAUAUCAAAAAAGGAAAGCAGAGUACAAUAAUUUGAAGCUUAUAAAAUGGUAUUGGCUGCCUAUAACAACCAUAAGGCUAAGAAAACUUAGGCAGCUAUUUAUGAGAUGCAAAUGGUAGCAGGUGACUUGCAUCGCUAGAAAUUCCCAAGCAAGACAGGAAGCUAAGGCUUGUGUUACUAUUUUUAUAUGACAGGAUUUUCUCUUCAGUGUGAGUGAAGCUUGCAUGCAGUCUGAAACACGACUUUUUUAUGUAAUACAGUGUUUAUAGACUUAACUGAGGAUCUUGCCUCUAUAUGAUGAAUUUUUCUCUCUUAAAAUCUUUCAAAAUCUAAGUGUUUUCCUCUUCAAAGCAGUUAACAAUUUGCACUCACGAUAAAAAUCAUUGACAUUCUUUAUCCUCUACUUUGCAUUAAUAUUUCAAGCCUUGUAUCUAACAAUAUUAAAUAUUAUCAUGUCGGAUUUGGAAAGUGUAGUUUUUCUCCACUUUUGUAAGACAAAAUUUAAUCCAAUACACGAAAACAACAUUGGCACAGAAAAUAAUUUUCUCUAUGAACAGAAAUGCAUGACAGGGGGUCCCAUUUUCCUUGUGAUAAAUUUCUGUCAUCGCGUCUUCCUUUUUAUUGCCGUCGGUGGCAAGCUGGUUUACUCUUUCAGAACAAUGGUAGUGACAACAGAUGUCUGUGUUAGGUGUUGCUGUGCUCUUGUAAUCACACAAAAGUAAUUACCAGUAGUUAAAUAAUAUAUUUUUCAAUUGAUUCUUGACUAUUUUGAUAGAGACAGCAGAACAAAAAGAUAUUUAAUGCUUAGUGACAUUACAGUAUUAGUUACAUAGACCUAUGAGCUUGUUACUUUCAUGAAAAACAAAGUUAAAACCACUUCACUGAAAAUGAUAUUUUGUAAUUUAGCUCUCUCCAAUAAGUUUUAAGGGUCACUGCUAUACAUUCAUAUGAGUUUCAUUGUGGAAAAGACCAUCCUGGCUCACUCAAGAUCUUGUCACAGUACUGUUGUUGUUACAUUGAACAGUUUCAGUUAAGGUACAAGUUAUGACUGUCUCAUAUUGAAUGUUAUGUUCAUAGCCCUUCAGUGGGGUAUCACACUAGGUUUUUUGGUAAAAAUUAUCAGCUGCAACAAAUUCAUACUAGUAUUUUUUUAUUAUUUUUCAUUCUAACAUAUUUUAAUAAAUAAAUAAUAAAUUGUCAUUCCAACUGCAGCGUGGUAUUUUUAAUUUCAGAAUAUUUGUUUGCAAAUGUAGUCAGUUGAAUAUAAAGAGUCUGUCCACUGCUAACUAAGCUGAUUUAUAGUAUUAAUGUUAUAAUGGCAAGGUUUAGCUGGAGAAUGAAAAUAGUUUUGAUAUAAGAAUUGAAAUUGCUUGUAUGCAGAAAAAGUACUUUUAUGCAGGAAAGUCAAACAAAGUACAAUACUAGUGUACUGGAAGCAGGAUACCAUUGUCUUGAGAUAAAAAAUUGUCAGUGAUAACACAUUCAUGGCCAUGCUUUAUAUUUUCAAUAACAGUAGCUGACAUCAGGUCCAAAGAGGAUGACAUUAGCCGUUCUAAAAAAGUAGCUAUCUGGCCCUGCUUUUGUUGGCAAAUGAAUUUGUUUAAUGCACACAAUUGAGGACAUUCACUAUGACACAUUUACUACUUUUAAAAAACAGUCAAACUCUGGUGAUGUUGAAAUGAUUUAUGCUUUUGAAUGAGUCAGGUCAGGAAGGAAAAUAUUUGCCUCCUUGUUAUUUUCCACAGUCUUCACAGUGUGUUCUGACCUGAAACCAAGUAUUUCCCUGCCCAACCUGCCUUCUCACUCAGUAAGCUUAACCCAGUCACUAAGCUUAUGUAAGAGGCAGGUUACUUCCAAAACUUUCUUCUGUCGCAAAUGAAACAUGAUCACAUGAAAACAGUUUUAUAUAAUAAGUAUUAUGCAUCUGGCUUGCUUCACACCAAGAACUUUUUUUUAACAUUAUAUUUUCUUUUUUUACAAAAUAAUGUGGUUAAUAUAAAAAAGAUAAAUGUUGCUUUGUACCUCACAUUAGUACUGAAGCCAUUUUGAUCAGUUCAUAACACAGUAUGUAUCUUGUCAGAGACUAAAGAUUUUGAAAAGAGAGCUCUGACUUGCAAAUAAUUUUGGCAAACCACAGUAAAACAGAACAUUUUUCUUGAGUCAAUGUGUUUUUCUUGUUUGUUCAAAUUGUUUUGGUUUAUUUAAUGUUAGCUCACAUGUACUUUGAUAGAUGAUAAAAAUUUGUCUCAUAUGUUGUGGGUUCUGUUCUUUUUUGAACCAAAUUCUAAUAUUACCAGCUAUUUAUAAUAAGUAAUUAAAGUUAUUAAUAUUAUUUUGUUGGAAUAAGUAGGUAACUAAUUAUAUUGUGGAAUGAACUGUUGGGUAUCCUAAGUACAAAAAUAAUUUAAUAUAAUAUUAAUGUCUGUUAAUAUCUUUUCAUGGCAAUAUUUAUUUUCAGUUAAUAAAUACUAUUUAGUAUCUGGUUUGGUUAUGUUUAAAACUAAUUAUUGUAAUUCUACUUGGAUGAUUUAUAAGAACAAAUAGUGAAGAGAACAAGCUGAAAUAACGAAAAGAGAAAGCAAAGUGUAUAAUUAUUAUCCUUGACUUGUGAUAAUAAUUACUCUAAUUUUGCUCCCUUUUCAUUCAAUUGCAUCACUUGUCACAACAAAAUUAUGACCAGUAGAAAAAGUGUUCAAAAAUAUACUGCUACAAUCUGCGAUCAACAAGUUAUUUAUAUUUACCAAAUAAAAAAUAGAUAUAUAAUAUUUUAUUACAUUGUAGAUGAUGGUUUUUAAUUACACACUGCUAUGUUCUUUUCACUGAGUUUUGGUUCAGGAGUUGCUUUCUUGUUUAAUACAUAACUUUCAUUAGCAAUUCAAUUUACUAAGCUAUAGCACAUGCUCUAAUUUUUUUACUGUCAGAGCUCUAUGAUGCUUGAAAUGUCAAAAGUUGUCUUCUAUAAUAAUUAUAGAAUACAGUUAGUGCUCUUGUAGAUCAAGACUUGAUGAUUCUGGUAUUGAUAUCUUUGUAACUUAUUUUUUCAACAGUGUGUUUCGUAUUGAUUCACAGAGCUUUAUUAUGCUGUGAGUGUAUUUCAUAUUGUAAAUAAAAACUAACUUAUUGCCUAUA